CAGUCUACUGCUCAGUUGCUAUAUUUCACUGUGACUGGUUAAACAGCGGCUCUCUCACAUGCUCGAAUGUGCAUUGUUUUGACGGACAGCAGACAGCAGAGAAAUCAUGAGCGCCAAGCCAGGAACCAGUGUCGCCGCCGCUACCGUCGUUGGCAAUGGCAAUCCCAGUAUUAAUGACAUCAACCUGGAGGCACUCUCGCUCAGCGAAGGCAUACGCGAAUCACCGGUUUGCAUCAUUGUGCUGGGCAUGGCGGGAUCAGGUAAAACCACCUUUACUCGCAGCCUCAUCCAGCAUGCGCAAUCGCAGUUCAAUCCGUAUGUGGUCAAUUUGGAUCCGGCGUGCCGUGAGGUGCCGUAUGCGGCACACAUCGAUAUUCGCGACACCGUCAACUACAAGGAGGUGAUGAAACAGUAUCAACUGGGACCGAACGGCGGUAUUGUCACCGCCCUCAACAUGUUCACCACCAAGAUGCCCAAGUUUGCGGAGCUGGUGCGUCGCGCCGGCGAACGUGGUCACAAGUGGUGCAUCAUCGAUACGCCCGGUCAAAUUGAGGUGUUCACCUGGUCGGCAUCCGGCAACAUUAUCACUGAAGGUCUGGCCACCAUGUUUCCCACCAUUGUCGUCUAUGUGAUGGAUGUGGUGCGCUCCACAUGCCCAACCACCUUCAUGUCCAACAUGCUCUAUGCCUGCUCCAUACUGUACAAGACGCGUCUGCCCUUCCUCGUAGCCCUAAACAAGAUUGAUCUGAAGGAAUGCAGCUUUGUGCAGGAGUGGAUGACGGACUUUGAGGCCUUUCAGGAUGCCCUCGAAAAGGAGCAGAGCUAUGUGAAUAAUCUAACACGCACCAUGUCCCUCACGCUGGACACAUUCUAUGAAAAUCUGAUCACUUGCGGCGUAUCGGCCAAGAGCGGAGUUGGCUUUUCCACACUGUUGACGCACUUGCUCGAGUGUGUCGCCGAAUACGAGCGUGACUAUAAGCCGGUCUACGAGAAGAUGCGUCAACAGCGCCUGGCCGAGCAGGCAACGGUUCCCGAUCCAGCUGCUCACAUCGAAGAAGCUGGCGUUGCAGUUCCCUUAGGCCUGGAUCUGAGAGAUCCGGUUAGUAAUACGGACAACAGCGUGUUCCUAAUGGCGCCCAGUUUGGUGCCGCAACAACUCGAUGCCGCCGAGCAGGAGAUGGAAACGGAUGCCAAAGGCGAUCUGGAGGAUCAAAACUUUCAGAGUUUCGUACAGAAUCACAUGACAGCACAGCAAAGUAAACGGGAUAAACAACAGCAGCAGGAGCAACAGAAUUAGUUAUUAUGUUUUUUUUUUUUAUUGGUAGACUCGUAAGCGCUAAGCCAUUAAAGCGAGUGCACACU
Molecule: messenger RNA, 1362 nt
Organism: Drosophila albomicans
Lineage: Eukaryota; Metazoa; Arthropoda; Insecta; Diptera; Drosophilidae
Product: GPN-loop GTPase 1
Exons: 3
Coding region: 107-1297 (396 amino acids)
Molecular function (GO): GTPase activity
Source: RefSeq, a predicted model, not a curated record